GGGCCGGGGCCGCCACCUUCUGCCCACAGGUACCGCAGGCCGUGAGCGCACCCCACCCCUGCGCGCUAUGGGCUCGGACGUCUGGGUCGGCUCCUGGCGGCCCCACCGGCCCCGCGGCCCCAUCGCAGCGCUCUACAGAGGCCCGGGGCCCAAAUACAUGCUGCCACGGAACACCGGCUACGUCCUACACGACCCGUCGCGGCCCCGCGCCCCGGCCUUCUCCUUCGGCGCGCGCCUGCCCUCGCAGCAGACUUCCUGCGGCCCGGGGCCCGGCCACCUGGUUCCUGCACACAUAACCGUGCGCGGCCGCGACGGCACCCCCGCCUACUCCAUCUACGGCCGCCCCCGCCACGCAGCGCCCCUCCUCACUCCCGGACCGGGCAGGUACUUCCCCGAGCGAGCCGGGAACGCGACGUACCCCAGUGCGCCUCGGCACACCAUCGCUCCCCGAAACUGGGGCACCCACGCGAAGCAGCAGACACCAGGCCCUGGGACCUACACUGUGCCCUCGCUCUUGGGUCCGCGCGUCAUCGGUAAAGUCUCGGCCCCAACUUACUCCCUCUACGGCCGCAGCGCAGUGGGCAGUUUCUUCGAGGACCUCAGCAAGACCCCGGGCCCCUGCGCCUACCACGCGGUGAACACUGGGAUCUACAAGUCUCGGGCCCCCCAGUUCUCCAUGCUGGCGCGGACUUCGCUCCCGCAAGAUAACACCCUGAAUCCCGGGCCCGCAGCCUACAACGUGGACCAGCCCCGGAAACCCCGCGGCUGGAGCUUCGGGAUCCGGCACUCGGACUACCUGGCUCGGGUCCCGACCAAGGCGGACGACUGACCCGCCGGGAGGGCGCGGCCCGACAGACAUUUGCCUAAAGCUUCCCGAACCAGCAGCGUGUCCGCCUCUCUGU
Molecule: messenger RNA, 902 nt
Organism: Enhydra lutris kenyoni (northern sea otter)
Lineage: Eukaryota; Metazoa; Chordata; Mammalia; Carnivora; Mustelidae
Gene: CIMAP1B
Product: outer dense fiber of sperm tails 3B
Exons: 6
Coding region: 68-829 (253 amino acids)
Cellular component (GO): cytoskeleton
Source: RefSeq, a predicted model, not a curated record